This is a messenger RNA of Gaeumannomyces tritici R3-111a-1, 10530 nucleotides long. RefSeq lists its product as hypothetical. Bases 63 to 10187 code for a protein of 3374 amino acids. The transcript is spliced from 13 exons. The record is from RefSeq and is a predicted model, not a curated record. Lineage: Eukaryota; Fungi; Ascomycota; Sordariomycetes; Magnaporthales; Magnaporthaceae.
ACCUCCUUGCGUCGUUCUCCUUCAAUGUCUCGUCUUGCUUAAUUCCUUGCCGGAAGAUCAAGAUGAACCGCGGGAUGGCGGAUGGCGGCAACAGGCGCCAGCCGCACCUGAUGGUGCAAGAUGCGCUUGUCAACCACUUGGCCAUGCCUGUUCGACUGCCUCAGCAGCAAGAUGCAAGCAUUGCCAAUGUCGAGGCCGCGCUCCUCGAGCGGGUCAUCCUAGCCACCAAGACGAUGCGUCAGGGCAGCCACCAUCUAUUGUGGGAGUCGAUUGACCGCUCCUUGAAGGCAUCAGCCAACGUUGCGUCUUGUGGCAGACUGGAUAGAUCUGCCUUGAUCAACGAGCUACGCCAUGUAACCUCGGUGGCAUCGUCGGACUUUCUGAUCAUCUACGUUCGUGGUCAAAACGCCGCCAUCUUCAUUUACCGUGGCGACCGCAAAGAUGUCGUCUUUGAGAUCUUCGAGGCAUCCCCCAAGUCCGAGAGCGUCCUGGCGGCUGAAGAUGUUCUCACCUGGGACUUCCCAGGAGGGGCCAUCUCGGUGCCCCACACGCGGUUCACUGAUAAGGACUUCCUCAACCAUCUCGUCGAGUUUCUCGAUACAGCCUCGCACGCCGAGCCUACCAAGGCGUUUGCCGCGUCGGCUGUCAAGGCGGGAUCGUCUCAUGUCGAGAUCCGUGACACUCCGGACCCUUCACUGAUCUCUUCUAUGCUGGCUGCCCUUCUUGAGGCAAACGGUAGGCGGAUCGCGCCUCCAGUCCUUCGAAAGCGGGUUCGCGACGAUGUUUGCUUUACCAGCGGAAUGCCUUGGCGACGCCUCCCCCUUUGGCUGAUCUUGAGGGUCUGCGUCCGGCGUUUUCUGGGUAUUGGCCUCGGCGAGAGAAUUGGUAGGAUCGAGUACAAAUUCUUCAUUGCGCUUGUCCUGUCAAACCUGCUCCAGGAGGUACUGGACACAUCAUCACCUGAUCGAAUCUCGCAUCUCAAGGCAAAGCUGUCGAUGCGACUGGUCAAGCUGGACACAGACCACCACAACGCCCAAGGCGACACUGACCGAGCACGUUUCGAGCAACUAUUCCGUGAUCUAGAGCCACUUUUUACACGAUCAGUUCAGCUCGCGUCCAACCACCUGACAAGUUCUUGGUCCGGGUUCGUAAUGGACACGACGAGAGCUGUGCCUGAACUCCCACGGCGUGCGACCGAGGAUGAUACGAAGAUGAAUCUUCUCCACAGCGGCGUCUAUCUCCAUGGCGCCAUGGAUCGCUGGAGGCAAGCAUGCCGUGACCCGCGUAGAGCGUCCGCCCGACCGCAUGACGAUUCCACACAAAAUCUCAGCGACUUGCCUCUCCCAUACUUCAAACUCUCUUCCCUGGAGUGCCAGGCAGAAAAGCUGUGUGAUCAAACGCCGGAUUUCGCAAAUGUUGAGAUGGUCGGUGAUCGCUGCCGAGCUCUGUCUAAAUUGAUACUUGACUACCUGUCCAAACUGGGAAGCCACUACGACGGCUAUAUCGAGCAGAAGAGCAUCGCUAUUCUGACUGUGAUGGAGCUGUGGAUUCAACUCGACUACGCUGCAUGCGUUCGAUUUCCCUUGCUGUCCAGCUUCCACCCUCUUUUUGUUCCUUCGUCGCUUGACGUUCUGUAUCUGCCCAAGUAUAUCGACAUGCAGAGGCUCCAAGGCAUCCAGGGCUAUCUCAGGCAGCGCAUUGACUCAUGCGCCGAGAGCCAGUUCACGAUUUUCGAGGACCCUCAGCCUGGGUGCUUCGCACACGAAUAUUUCGACGCGGCCCCGGAUUCCGCUCGAUUACAGGAGAUUCGGGAGGACAUCGUACGCCAUGCAGAGAGGGAUCGAAAGGAAAAGGAGCAGGAGUGGGAGCGCAAAAGCCGCGCCUUCGAGCGAAUGUCGAAAGAGGUACAGGUCGGGACCUGCCUUUUCACUGAUGGGGAUCGGCUGGAUGCUUUCGGCCACCAGAUUCCGCCCAGGCACCAUCCCAACUGCCCUCGGUGCCAUACCAGGGCAACCAUGGAUCGCAUGCGCAUAGACAUCGUCGAGGACCCUCUACCGGAGGACGAAACAAUGCAGAAAAUCGUCGUCUUCGAGCUUGGAGUCUUUGACGGAGCAGCAAUCUUCACCACGUACCGGGACACCACUUGGGCCAUUGUCUCGCAACUCGCUUCGAUGUCCAAAGAUCAGGGUGUCCCUCCUCGAUGCACCAUCCGUUCCUACACUAGACUCGGGAAGUUUAACUCGCAGUCUCAGAGCGAUGUUGUCCUUGCAUCGACGACGAAAUCAUUUCUCGCCACGCACUAUCGGACAGUCCCACUUCCUGUCGCUCUAGAGGAUCUCCUGAAGCCAAACGGUCUUCGGUACACGUACUAUGAUCAGCUAUCCAAGUUGUACCCUAGUCGCAGCUCCGUCAUCGUUCGCCACCCGUCUUUUGCACAUCACUGCCGACUUCCAUUGGCCAAUACGCCCUUUUCGGCCAUUUCUCAAGCUUUCCCUGCGGAUAAGCCUGGCCCAUCGUCGUACGAAGUCGUCGCGUCCCAAGCCAGCUGCCCCCAGGGCCUCAACAUGCACGAGUUCCUUGCUUUUCAGACACUCCUCUCUGGUAAUGCUCGGCGCUGGAUCUCUUUGCUAGCCGAACUUGGUUCUUCAAACCUGAAUUUUUCUAGCGAGGCUACCCUAGUCCUUGUCCGCUUCGUUGCACUCCAAGCCGGCCCGCUAGGGGAUACAGAUGAUACCCUGAGAGUUGCCCACGGGAUAUUGCGCGAAGAAUCGUUCGGCUGCAAGCUACUCGAGCAGCUAUCCCAUCGACUGACGUCAAUCUCGACGAACUGGCGAGAGGUGUUCGUGAUGGAUACCAUCAUCACGCUGGCCUUGCGGCUUUACGAACUUACCGAGGAAUGCUCCCACGCAGUGCACUUCAAGGCCUUGCACCUCCUAGGAUCUGCCAGGCAGACUGCGCUUGGUUGGAUGACCCUCCUACGCGAGGAGACGCGGAACGAGAAGGACGCCGACAUAGCUCGCCGGGUGCAGCAAUAUGCUGUGUGGGCAGCGCUGCUGUGCCGGAGAACCUUUGCCAUCCACGCCGAUCAGCUCACGACCCUGGAUACAGAGUCUCUCGGGAUGUUUGUGGAAUGUAGCAUCACCCUACAGAACAAUCUUCCCAGCAACAUCAAUUCUUUUCCCUCCCUUCUGAAGGAGGCUGUCAUCACCAACUUCAAGCUGGGGCACCGACUCCAGCCACUGGUCCUGCGAUCGAUCGAAACUGAGCCAGUUGCUUUUGUUUCCGUCCUAUCACCGUUUUGGCCGCCAGCUAAAGAUGCACAGCCUAUCGGGCUGACGAACCAGGCCAACCAACCUGGUUGGGUUUCGUUCAAUGUGACCAUUACGGCUUCGGAGGAUACGAGAAUGCGGAUGCAAACAAUCAGCUACCACAUCACCCAGGGCCUACUGCUCGUGGACAGUGUCCCUGUUGGCAAGCUGCCCUCGAGCCACCAGAAGGAUCCGCAAUUAACUGCCCUGCUGGGAAAUCAGUCAUUCCUAACGUACCCAAGCUUCUUGCCAGACAUGACAUACCUGCUUUCCAUCAGGCCGGAGGAUCACGAGAUUCACGUUGGGUUUCUCAACGGUGCCUUGGUGGUGCGGGCUCGCAAGAACGGUAAGAUUCUCGAGCUAAUCGACAAGAAUAUUUUCGGAACAACAAGCUCUUUCGAUCUCCCGGGACCUCUCCUUGCAGGCUGUUUCCAUUGGCUCGAUCUAGCAACUGGCGAAUUGGAAGUGCGUCCAGCAUCUCUGCGUUGGCACUCUCGGUCGAGCAAUUGGCACCUUGAGCUCAAGUCCGGGCGAUGCUAUCGGACUCUUCCAAUGCCAAAUUUCUUGAGGCAGCAGACGAUGGCCAAGUUUGGUGCUUGCCCGCCCUUUCUCGAGCUGAGACUCGUCAGCCCACACGUGCCCUUGUUCCACCGAGUGGCUCGAAUCGUCGAGGGAGUCGAGGCGCGACGGCAAAUCAUCGUGUCGCAGCCAGCUCUGGCGAACCGCAGUCUAGAGGUGGACUUGCGAGGUAUUCAGCUGCGCCUCUACGUUACCAAAAAGCGCCUCUACUGCCGUCAGCUCGAUUCUGUCAUCGACCCUUGCCAGAGCAUCGGCACCUGGAAUGGCCUACGCAGCAUGCUUGUCUUCAAACAUAUCCAAAGCAACGUCAGGACUGUCCUCGUCCCUCUCGGGGACCUCAAGGUCGAGCGCACUGGCCCAUAUGUGCAGGUGCGGGUGGAUGCACCAGAUUCGGCUGUGGGCAAAUUCGUGGUCAACGAUAUGCUAGGAUGCAUGGAUUGUGCCCCUGAGCCGACUUUGAUCCUGAAGAAGGCUGAGCUGCAUGCGAUGACUUCUUUUGUUCUUCCCGACACUCUGACCGGCCGAACAGGGACCGAAGAGGCCCUUGCUAUCCUCACGUCCGGGGCCGCCCAGCCCUGGCAACCUCUCGGGGUACCGCAGUUGAGAAUUCUCAAGUCCCUCACCAGCUUGACGCCCAAGCGUGCCUACUAUCCCGAUGAGUCCAUCAAGACACUGAAGACGGAGCACUGGAACGUCGGUCUGACCCCAUCAAUCCAACAUGAGGAUUUGAUGGGGGUUGUCGACGGCAUAUUCGCUAGGUCGGAGCGCUUGAGGCAAUUCUUCAAUCCUCCGAUGCAUGCGUCUUCGGCACUACCCCCAGCUGGGCCUGUUUCCUCGGCUAGCCCUCCGGAUCCGUUGCUAGCAGUCCAAGAGGAGAUAAGGAACAUACAGACGGCGAACUCUUGGCAUCUAACCGCACGAGCCUCCCUCCGUCGCCGUCGCCAUCACAGACAGCUUCCAAUUCAUGCCUCAGAGAGGCCUCCUCGAGACAAGGAGUACAUUUCUAGAGAUCGUGCCACCGUUUCGAACAUGGCAUAUUCCAACGUCCUGGAAAUCGUGUCUCUUGUCCGAAUGUGGCCUCAGAAGAUGAAGACAGCACAAAAUCUUGUCCGAGUGCUGUCCGAGUCCUCGUCCAUCAAAGGCUUCGACACCCCUUUCGACAGUGUCCUCCUCACUGACCGGAUCGGGAUGGACGUCGCCCGUCACUGGGGGUCGCUCAUUGUGUCUGCAAAAUCGCAAGCUUCGAACAAAUCCGCCUUGAUGUUCCUAUUCGCCGGCGCUUCGUUCCGUUUCGAUGCAAAAAUGGAUCUCAUUCGCGCCAUCCUCGGAUUUGCCAUGUACGAGGAACUUCGAACCCUCCCGACUCCAGCGUAUUCCGAGUUUGAUUGGUUCCGAAUCGGCGAGAUCCCAACUCCCGCCUGGUUGUUGCCCAUGAUUCGGCCCUUUGCCAUCCCUCCCCCCAAGGACGACGCAGCGGAACAGCUGCAACAAUUCCUGAGCGCGAAGGACCGACGCAAGCUCAAAGAAGCUGACGCCAAGCAUAAGAAGCUGGCCCAAGAACAUUGCAUUCGAGUCACUGAAUAUCUGCUUGCUCAGUGGCCCUGUGCGACCCCGUCUAUCGUGGGCCUCAACGACUGUGUCCUGGUGGACAUUGACGGUGCCCUGAACGAGUUGCGCAAAGAAUGGGCUAGGUUGUUCCAAAACCUUGAGCUUUCCAACCACCUGGCCCUGGUAGAGAGCCUUCUUCGAAAGCGGCAGACAAGCGAGCGUUUUGUCCUGCCGACGCAACCCUUGCCUGGUCAGACCUGGGCUAUGCGGACUGCUUGUAAUGAGCUUCCAAGUCUCAAGGAAGACCUGAUGCGUCGUCCAUUCCGCACACCCAACAAAACCCAGCAACAUGCCAACUCUCCCACGAGCGUCAUCAUCCCCAGCGAGCGAUGGAAUCACGAGCGGAACCAAAAGUUUGGAUUCACGGCUCCCGCACACCACCACGGCGGGGAUCGUCCAUUCCCCAUGGAGCCCUCUGGCCCGCGUGGUUUUCGUGUCUUGGAUCAACACGUGGCUAGGCGCCGUGGCACCGCGGCCGGUUCAAAGACCAUCGACGAACUCGAGAUCAUCGUCCGCGACUCAAUGAGCUAUUGUUCCGGAUCUCUGGUUCGCGAGAAGUACGCGCAUGGGCUGUUGCAGAGCAUUGGCAGUCUGAAGAGGAGGGAUGCGCAUGAUUCAACUCCAAGUUUUCCCGAGAGUCCGCGCCACCGAGAUACUAAAGCACUCGUUAAUGACGUUCGGCAGUCAUUUGACGCAAUUUGCUCCUCAUUUUCGUCUCCUCAGAACUGGGCCAGCGAGAGACGGAUCAGGUGGCUGGAGCAUGGUCGCCUCUGGCCUGUAGUCACACCCGCCACCGUCCUCCAACAGAUUGGAUCCAUCAACAAGACCACGUUCGGCUCCGGUAUAAAGGAGGCCAUCAUUCGCUACGGCCUAGCAAUGACUUCGCUUCAGCGCCAGCAGCGCCUCAACGCCCUUGCCAAUCGGACCUGGGUGAAGGUGACACACCACCAGGACCUACGGUACAAGGAGGAGCAGGAAAACACGGGUCACACCAACUGGGAUCCUGCGGACUACCCCGACUGGCUGCUGCUAGAGAUCGAGUCUAACCUGCUCAUCCGACCUGACCAGAUCGACGUGGCUUCGGCGACCAUCAGUCCCCGAACAGGCACAAAUUCGGUACUGCAGCUGAACAUGGGCCGCGGCAAAACGAGCUGCAUCAUUCCCAUGGUUGCUGCCAUCCUCUCGAAUGAUUCCCUAACGAGGGUCAUCGUGCCCAAGGCGCUCCUGCAGCAAACAGCGCAGCUACUCCAAUCUCGCCUUGGUGGCCUACUGAGCAGGGAGCUUGCCCACGUGCCAUUCUCCAGGCGAAGCCCGACCGACGUGGCAAAUAUUAAGGCAUACGGCGCCCUCCAUCGCGACUUGAUGAAGAACUCGGGCGUCAUGAUCUGCCUCCCAGAGCAUGUGCUUUCGUUUACGCUUAGCGGACUACAGAGGGUUCUUGACAACAGAGUAAACGAGGCUUCCUUGAUGGUAAAGACGCAAUCCUGGCUCAAGUCAGUGUGUCGCGACAUCCUGGACGAGUCUGACUACACGCUCAGCGCUCGGACACAGCUGAUCUAUCCCUCUGGCACUCGUAUUACUCUGGACGGGCAUCCUCAUCGCUGGGUGGUUGCUGAGAAGGUUCUGCAGCUUGUGGAUCUUCAUCUGCAUUCCCUUGCUGUGGUCUUCCCCGAGUCCAUCGAGGUGGUCCGGCGACCGGGUGGAGGAUAUCCCAUCGUCUAUUUCUUGCGAACGGAUGUCGAGAUUGAGUUGACUCGGCGUUUGACCAAGGAUAUCUGCAUCGGCAACGGUGGCAUCUUGCCGGAUGCCGGUCUAACCAAGAUCGACCGCCGAUGUAUCAAGGAAUUCAUCUCCGGCAUCAAAGUCCGGGAGUCCACUCUGACCCAUAUCCGAGGCUUGUGUCCAGACAAACUGCAUAUCCGGCAGACUGUGUACCUCCUACGUGGUCUGCUCGUCAACAGGAUCCUAGUAUCCUGCCUGCGCAAGAAAUGGAACGUGGAAUAUGGCCUUCACCCACUGAGAGACCCGAUUGCAGUCCCGUAUACUGCCAAAGGGGUCCCAUCCGAGCAGAGCGAAUGGGGACACCCAGACUGUUGUGUCUUGCUUACGUGUCUGGCAUUUUACUACAGCGGCGUUACCCAGACCCAGUUGACACAGGCGCUUGAGCACGUCCUGAAGUCGGACGAUCCCGCCGCGGCGUAUGAUCGAUGGACGCAGACAACAAAGAGGUUCCCAGACUCCCUCCGAGAAUGGAGCUCUAUCAAUGUCGACGAUCAUCUCCAGCUUGAGGCUAUCUGGAAGGCAGUCCGCUACAACGUAGUCGUUAUUGACUACUUCCUCAACAACCUCGUGUUUGCACAGCAUGCAAAGCAGUUUCAGCUCAAGCUGCAGUCAAGCGGAUGGGACCUGCCACUGUUCUCGACCAGCAUUGACGCCCCACCUGGAAAGGCACAGUCCCGUGACACUACUCGGACGCUGACAACGGGCUUCAGCGGGACAAACGACAACCGAACCAUGUUGCCCCUGAAUAUUGGGCAACAGGAUCUGGAUGGCCUCCAGCACACGAAUGCCGAAGUGCUGACAUACCUUUUAAGCCCCCGAAACCGCCACUACCAGAUAAUCGAAGACAACGACGGGCGACGCCUAUCUGAGGAGGGAUUCCUAUCGCUGCUGGUGGACUACCGAAUCCGCAUCCUCAUAGACGCUGGCGCACAGAUUCUUGAGAUGAGCAACGAGACUGUCGCUAGACGGUGGUUGGAACUGACGGAAGAUGCUCCUGCGGCGCUCUACUUCGACGAGAGCAACAAGCCAUGGAUGAUCUCCCGGAUUGGGACCAAGACUCCUCUCCUCGCAUCUGCCUACGCCGAUGACCUGAGUCAGUGUCUUGUAUAUCUUGAUGAAGCGCAUACCAGAGGGACCGACCUGAAACUGCCACCCAUGGCGAAGGGAGCUCUGACCCUGGGGCUUGGGCAGUCCAAAGACAAGACAGUGCAGGCGGCCAUGCGACUCCGCCAGCUGGGACAGACCCAGGCCGUUGUCUGGUUCGCGCCGCCGGAGGUUCACUCGAGCAUUCUGGAUCUGCAGAAGAAGCCCGCAGGCAGCACGCUUGACAGCAGCGACGUGAUCCGCUGGCUCUUGUCUAACACGUGCGACGGGCUGGAACAGCUUCAGCCGCUUUACUAUGCUCAGGGAAUGGACUUCUCCAGACGCGUUCAGGCUGCCGUGGACAAUCCCAGCUUUCUGACUGACCAGCGCCAGCGCCAGCGCUACGUGGCCUGCAUUCGUCAAGAGGAAUCGCAAACUUUGCAAGACCUCUACGAGCCCAAGGCGAGAAGCAAGGUUACAGGGCUUAGAGGCGCAUCGGAGCCUUCCAUUGCGUCGUUUGUCUCGCAGCUCAACUCGCAGAAGGCCACCUUCAGAGACACUGGUCAUGCCGUGCAUGCUUCGGUGCUGCAAGAACAGGAACGUGAGAUUGCAGUCGAGGUCGCGUACGAGGUAGAAUCUGUGCGGCAGGUCAAGAGGCCCCCACACCUGUCGCCGCUCACCUUCCCCGGCCUGCACCCCGACCUUGAGAUGUUUGCACAGAGCGGACGCCUAGCCCAAACCUCGGUUUCUUGCCGUCGUGCCCUGGCAUUUAUAUCGGACACGCGCGUCGGACGGGUUUCGGGUGUUUCUCGAAAGGGGCCUGGUCGUCUACUGAUAUCGACCGAAUUCCAGAGGGCGGUUAAACAACAGCAAUAUGACGGCUACCAGAAUGACAGCUGCCUCAGGCCUGUCAACUGGAUCCUGUGGAGUCAGAGCACCGAGACUGCCAUCGUCAUCAUCCCGGAGGAGGCGGAGCUCCUUCUUCCCAUCGUUCGCAGCACUGAUUCGCCAACAUGGAUCCUCACCUAUGCCGCCCCUGUGACAAGGAAGAUGCUUCACUUCAACCGUCUAGAUUACUAUGCCAUUCCUGAUCUCCCCGAGAAAUGGAAAGCGCCUCCGUGGUUGACGGUGGAGCUGGGCAUCUUCGCCGGCCGCCUCUACUUUGAGUGGGACGAGUACCACGUUUUGUGUCAGCUGGUCGGUCUGGAUCCUUCUUCCAACUCGCAGGAGGAUUGGGAAGACGAUGGAGAUGGGGACGAAGAUGAAGAUGGGAGAGCUACCAUCGUCCAGACGGACGGCGUCACGUCCGAUACACAUCAGGAGGGCAAGAGCAAGUCGGCGGUUAUUGCGACCAAGCCGCUCGUGUUUCUGCAAGAUUGGCUCGCGCUUCGUCGACGCGGGCAAGACUUCGUCCACACUCCAAUGGGACAUGUGACGCAGAGCAAGCCGCUCCAUGCGGAGCACUCCUUCUUCCGCAAAGAUAAGGACGCGGAGGGAACGGCCGCAGGAGCCCGGAAGCCGUACGCGCCAAUUACGAAGGGGGCUGCGGCUACGACGUCGCCCGGGAGUGCCGAGGGAGAAUUUGACGGAAUCGACGAGAUGGUAUACGCGCCCGAGGACGACAUCGACUCGGACUCGGAUGAUGAGAUUGAGUACCACGAAGACGAGAUGUUCGCGGCCAGUGAUGAGGAGAGUCUGCAGGGCGAGGACGGGCGCCGGGAGGCAUCGCCGGCCGUAUCGUCAGAUUCCGCGGAAUUUAAGACGGCUCGUCGGCCCGGGGUCAGUUCCCGGGGCUCUAGGGGCCGGGGCGGCCGACGUGGCCGUUAGGGCGAUGGCCGCAGGUGUCGGACAGGGCCAUUUCUUUGGGAAUCUGGCGUGAACAAACUUCUCGCCAGGGUAUUUUUGCUUCCUUUUGGGCCUUGUUCCUUUUCUUUGGACCCCAUGUUCCGUUGCCUUGUUUACCCUUCUACGCAUACUCGUCAGCCCCCGUUCCCUUUGUUUGGUCUUUUAUUUGUAUUGACUUGCAAGCUUCAUCUGCUGUACUUAAAACUGGCCUCCCUUGCCCUCUGUCUAGAUAAAUCGCAAUCGCUGUCGGAUCUCAUGGCACGCGCACGAUAUUGAACCGGAUACGACGAGCUCUGCUAGGUAGAAAAGAUCAAUGCGUUUCUCC